Molecule: messenger RNA, 5164 nt
Organism: Hypanus sabinus (Atlantic stingray)
Lineage: Eukaryota; Metazoa; Chordata; Chondrichthyes; Myliobatiformes; Dasyatidae
Product: arf-GAP with coiled-coil, ANK repeat and PH domain-containing protein 3-like
Exons: 25
Coding region: 606-3176 (856 amino acids)
Cellular component (GO): cytoplasm
Molecular function (GO): protein binding; GTPase activator activity
Source: RefSeq, a predicted model, not a curated record
CGCUAUUGAAUUUAGCGGGGAACCGGCACAGCCGCCUCACAUGGUAAUAGAGGGGCUGUAGGAUUUUAACGCCCGUUCCUGAGGCGCUCAGUCUCGGAUAAUCUGAAUCUGAAAAUGUUGUCUGCUUCCAGAGCAGAGUCUGUUGAAUUAAGCGGCUCUAUCUGGCUUAUUCACUCCCGGCGGUGGGGGCGGGAGCUGUGGCCAAUUCUUGCCUGAUACUCCUGCACGUUGCUCCACGAUCCGUCCGUCUUGUGCCUCCUUUCAAAUCACCCCAACCCUCACAUCUACCCCCCGUCACCUAGUGCAGGAAACUUUAAAUAUAAAUUGUGAGGGGAAGCGGCUGUCCUUUGCCUUUAUCAAAGAUGGUUGCCCGUACUCGCCACAGCAGCUUGCAGCCCGCGGGGCGUUGCCUCCGUGCCUGAUUGACAGCUCCAUAGGCGUGGGUUCGGCUGGCGGAGACUCGUAUCCCAGGAAAGAGAGCGAGAGAAUGGCUCUGGGAGUCUCCGCUUCAAUUCGCAUCGUUCCUACCAUUUUGGACUAAAUCAAAAACCGGUCGCAGGCAGUCCUCACAUUUCCGUUCUCAAAUUGGGCGAUGAACAGCCUAAAUGAAGGGUGAAUGCCAAACUAGAGAGAAAAAUACAAUCAAAAUGACAGUGGAUUUUGAAGAGUGUGUGAAAGACUCCCCUCGUUUCAGAGCGACAAUUGAGGAGGUGGAGACAGAUGUCGUGGAAAUUGAGGCCAAGCUGGACAAGCUGGUGAAGCUGUGCAGUGGGAUGAUUGAAGCAGGAAGAGCGUACACUACAGCCAACAAGCACUUCGUCAAUGGCAUCCGAGACCUUUCCCAACAGUGCAGAAAAGAUGAGAUGAUAUCGGAAUGCCUCCAGAAGUUCGGAGAGAGCUUACAGGAAAUGAUAAACUACCACAUGAUUCUCUGCGAUCAAGCCCAGAGGUCGGUCAGGAUGCAGCUGCAUAAUUUUGUCAAAGAAGAUGUCCGGAAGUUCAAGGAGACCAAGAAACAUUUUGAUAAAGUCAGGGAGGACAUGGACCUGGCGUUGAUCAAAAAUGCCCAGGCCACCCGGAACAAAACCCAUGAGGUGGAGGAGGCGACUGGGACGCUGACCAUGACAAGGAAGUGCUUCCGGCACCUGGCACUUGAUUAUGUUCUCCAGAUUAACGUCCUUCAGGCAAAGAAGAAAUUUGAAAUAUUAGACGCGAUGCUGUCGUUCAUGCAUGCCCAGUACACUUUCUUCCAGCAAGGCUAUGACCUGCUUAAAGAGUUGGACCCCUACAUGAAAAAACUGGCCACAGAGCUGGAUCAGCUUGUGAUUGACUCAGCGGUAGAGAAAAGGGAAAUGGAGCAUAAGCAUGCAAUGAUCCAGCAGCGGACUCUGUUACAGGAUUUCUCAUAUGAUGAUUCUAAAGUUGAAUUCAACAUUGAUGCCCCCAAUGGUGUUGUGAUGGAAGGCUAUUUGUUCAAGAGAGCAAGCAAUGCAUUUAAGACGUGGAACAGGAGGUGGUUUUCAAUACAAAACAGUCAGCUUGUGUAUCAGAAGAAGAUGAAGGAUGCACUAACGGUUGUGGUCGAUGACUUGCGACUUUGUUCUGUCAAGCCCUGCGAGGACAUCGAGAGGAGAUUUUGUUUUGAAGUUGUUUCACCAAAUAAGAGCUGUAUGCUGCAGGCAGACUCUGAAAAGUUACGACUGGCCUGGAUUCAGGCUGUGCAGGCCAGCAUUGCCACUGCGUACAGAGAAAGCCCCGACAACAACUACAUCAACAGACUGGACAGAACUGCGUCGCCGUCGACGAGCAGCAUCGACUCUGCCAGCGACUCGCGGGACCGCAGCGUGAAGGGCGAGAGCAUCCUGCAGCGGGUUCAGGGUAUCGCUGGCAACGACCAGUGCUGCGACUGCGGCCAGGCUGACCCCAGGUGGGCCAGCAUCAACCUCGGAAUAACGCUGUGCAUCGAGUGCUCUGGAAUCCACCGGAGCCUCGGAGUUCAAUGUUCCAAAGUCCGAUCUCUCACGUUGGAUUCCUGGGAGCCGGAAUUACUGAAGUUGAUGUGUGAACUUGGAAACAACACCAUUAAUCAUAUCUACGAGGGACGAUGUGGGGAGCAGGGACUGAAGAAACCACAGCCAAACAGCACGAGGCAGCAGAAGGAAGCCUGGAUCAAAGCCAAAUACGUGGAGAAGAAGUUCCUCAAAAAGCUGCCAAACGCCGAAGCGCUUACGGACGCGGAAAGGAAACCGCGGCGAUGGAGCGUCAAAAAGUGCCGACGGCACAACAGCUCCACCAAAGCACCAGCGGCCCGGCGGAGGUACCGGCAGGAUACCGGUAACGUGUCACCGGCAACAUUCGCAGCCGCAGCUGCGCUGGAGAGGAAAUUUCGGAGAGAUUCGCUCUUCUGUCCCGACGAACUUGACUCGCUCUUUUCUUACUUCGACACGACAGCAGGACCUCGCAGCCCCGCAGGUCUGAGCAGCGACAGUGGACUGGGCGGGAGCACUGAUGGCAGCACCGACGUCCUGCUCUUCGGCACCGUUGUUGACAGUGUCACUGAAGAAGUGAGUGAAGUUUCGGAGGAAUCCAGCGGUGAGGCGGAGAUCGAGCCAGAGGCGUCCGACUCCGAGGAUCUCCGAGAACUGCACCCUGGGAUCCUGGUGUACAAGGCAGCACAGGCCCGCAACCUGGCGGUCAUGGCUGAGGCUCUGGCCCACGGGGCCGAUGUCAACUGGGUCAACGAGGAGGACGAAAACAAAACCCCACUGAUACAAGCAGUCAUUGGGGGCUCUCUUGUCGCUUGUGAAUUUCUACUGCAGAAUGGUGCUGAUGUGAAUCAAAAAGACGUUCGUGAGCGGGGCCCGAUUCACCAUGCUACCUACCUGGGACACACUGGCCAGGUAUGUCUCUUUCUCAAGCGAGGAGCCAAUCAGAACGCAGUGGACGAUGAUGGACAGGAUCCGCUCAGCAUUGCUGUUCAAGCUGCCAAUGCAGACAUUGUGACACUGCUGCGAUUGGCAAGGAUGAACGAAGAGAUGCGGGAGACGGAAGGAUCUUUUGGGCAGCCAGGUGAUGAGACAUAUCAUGAUAUUUUUAGGGAGUUUUCGCACAUGGCAUCCAACAAUCCCGAGAAGCUCAACAGGCGAAGUUUCCAGUUCAGCCAUUCCUGCAGGUAACAUACGAAGAUGUUCCUCGAGGCCUUAGCCGUGUGUUCAGGAGAAUCGGGCCACAGCCAGUCGACCAUGAGGAGAGGCUGUGAACUUCCAGAAUCCUGACCGAAGUUUUGAUACACUUCCGCCUCCAGGGGGCAGUCAAAAUACUUGACAAUUCUGAUAUUUGUCAUCAGAUGCAGACUGAGUUGUAGUUUCCAAGUACAAACUUGAAAUAUUUGUUUUAAAUCAGCUACCACCACUCGUGCUUCAGAGAAAACAUCAGUUGAGGAGGAAAAUGCUUAUCUUUCUGAUCACUAUCUAACAACUCCCUUUUACAACUUUUGUCUUUUAUUGCCAGCUGACAUUGUAUGGGGAUUGAUUAUUUUUAAACAUCUAAUUGAAACGUCACUCUCAAAACUCCUUAAGUAUUAUCUGGGUCCAAGAUUCACACCAUCCUAUCACUCUCAGAACCUCCACUAUACACUCCCUCACCAGGGGUAUCUUGCACAAGGGUGACUCGGAAGAGGGACAAGCAGUCGACGUAGAUAGAUCUGGCAUUCACACGUCCAGCCUGCCGUCCAGUCAUGAAAAUGGCCAGCUUGCCUGGGAUGAACUUGUUCAUUGAUUAACUUGUGCCAGAAAUUUCUCACAUUCCAUUCAUCUCUUAAACAUGACAAUAAAACAAAAUUAGGCUGCUGUCUAUUGAAUCAGAUCCCAGGACAGCCCUGCUAGCACACUUGAGAGAAAAGCCUUCAUUUAAAUAACAGAAUAUUCCAGUACUCUAUAUUUUAUAGAACUAAUUUUUCAUUCUGUUUCAGUCCAAGAGUAGACAUUGUGGACCUAUGAGAAUAAAAAUGUGUCAUGAUGCCAAGUUGCUGGCAAUAUACAUGUGAUUUUAUAUCAAUUAUUUUCUAAUUAAAAAAACACUUUGGUAAUUGGCCAAUACCAUAUGAAGGUUAUGAUACCUUGAGUAAUCACUUUAUGCAACCUUAAUAUAUGUAGAGGCUGUUACAUUUAAAUAUGGUUGUCAUCUUAAAUUGUUUUCAACUUGUGGGUAAAGAUCUUACUCCAUCUUUUUCCUUUGCCACACCAUACUUCUCUUUAUGUUGUCUGUUUUUAGAACCUCCAUUCGUUCUAAUGAGAUCAGAUAGAUGACGUACGCAUCAACUCUAGUACAUCCUCUAUUCUACCCUUCUUAACUAAAGCACCAAGUUUACGAAGUAGACAACUCCUUCUGCCUCUGCUGGUAACUUACGUUGGUCAAAGGCAAACCAAAUUUUCGACUAGUUGAAAGAUGUGUAACAUGUGGCACCAGCUAUUAAUCAUAGCACCUCCUAAUUAUUUGAUGGAUAUUUCCCCUUCCUGACCACCCUUUCCAUGGAAUCUCACUGAAAGGUAGCAUAGGUCUGGCGUCCUUCACGAACUUAUAUUCAUGCAACUACCAAGCAUUAGGCAGUUGGAUGUAGAUUAUUGAGCUCAAUUUUGGUGUGUCAGUGCUUUCAGAAGAGAGGGAGAAAUUUAGGAAGGGAGGGAGUGAAAGAGCAGAAGUAAAAGUAAAAGCAUUUAAGCAUUGCUCAUGUUUGAGGAACAGUUGCUCAGCACUUUCUGUUGAGAGGAUCAGUUUCCAAAACAUUAUUUAUUACAAGCUAGUUUGUAAGAGACUGGUACUGCUCAUUUCUAAGCUUGUUGAAGCAUGAGAUGAUGCACUUUGUGUACUUGCUUUGUGUAAUAAAAAAGAUUGUAUGUUCAGACUAUACAGGUAUAGUCUUCAAAGUUUGCCACUUAUAAAAUCAACCCUUGUAUAUAAUGUACAUGUAGGUCAGGGAGUAAGAAGUAAUAUAUCACUCAAGUAUAUUUUUAAUAAACUCGUGUGGAGUAUAAACACCAGCAUGGAGCUAUUGGGUCCAAUGGCCUACAGCCUUACUGUAAAAUUCAAUGUUAUUCUAUGUAAAAAAAAAUAUCAAACUGUUGCAACAAUUAUGUUGAAUAUAAACAUAAAUAUAAAUAAAACC